AUGGACCCCUUAGAUCCAGUAUGUUUUUCGCUUGAGCUGGACAACACUCGUCUCUUCCGUAACGCGCUCAGUAUUGCCGACAACGUGGAUGUUUCGCUGGGCACCCUAACGAUCUUGCUUCCCUCUGUCCAUGUUGGGGUUGAAUACUACCUGCAGGCGGUGAACGUUUCCAAUGUCGAUGACGUCUUCGCUCAGAGUAGUGACUUCUCCAUUGGUGCUGCCAUGGACAUUUCCCAGUCGAACGUUCCGUGA
Molecule: messenger RNA, 252 nt
Organism: Sparassis crispa
Lineage: Eukaryota; Fungi; Basidiomycota; Agaricomycetes; Polyporales; Sparassidaceae
Exons: 3
Coding region: 1-252 (83 amino acids)
Source: RefSeq, a predicted model, not a curated record